This is a messenger RNA of Pelobates fuscus (common spadefoot toad), 2538 nucleotides long. RefSeq names its product SS18 subunit of BAF chromatin remodeling complex (gene SS18). The transcript is spliced from 11 exons. The record is from RefSeq and is a predicted model, not a curated record. NCBI's taxonomy places the organism in Eukaryota, Metazoa, Chordata, Amphibia, Anura, Pelobatidae. Gene Ontology annotation, molecular function: transcription coactivator activity. Bases 135 to 1415 code for a protein of 426 amino acids.
CUCAUCCGUUUGGUUUGUCCCGCUGGUCUCGCAGAGAGUGCGCGCGCAGUCAAGGUGUUCUGUCCGUGCAGUAAUUCGCUUCCUCGUCGCCGCUCGCUGGUCCCUGGUCUUCGCUCGAGUCUCCCGGGUCCGUCAUGUCUGUAGCCUUUGCGGCUCCGAGGCAGCGCGGGAAAGGCGAAAUCACGCCCGCCGCCAUUCAGAAGAUGUUGGAUGAAAAUAAUCAACUAAUUCAAUGUAUAAUGGAUUAUCAAAAUAAAGGAAAGACGUCCGAAUGUUCACAGUAUCAACAGAUGUUACAUACAAACCUUGUUUACUUGGCCACAAUAGCAGACUCCAAUCAAAAUAUGCAGCCUUUAUUACCAGCAUUACCAACACAGAACAUGCCUAUGGGUCCAGCAGGGAUGAAUCAGAGCGGGCCGCUGCCACCUCCUCGCUCUCACAACAUGCCUUCAGAAGGGAUGGUAGGAGGGGGUCCAUCUGCACCACACAUGCAGAGUCAGAUGAACGGCCAGAUGCCUGGGCCUAAUCAUAUGCCUUUGCAAGGGCCAGGACCAAAUCAGCACAACAUGACAAACAGCUCAAUGCCAAUGCCAGCCAAUAACCAUGGCUCCAUGGGAGGCUAUAACCACUCUGUGCCAUCUUCUCAAAAUAUGCCAGUCCAGAACCAGAUGACCAUGAGUCAAGGGCAGUCAAUGGGCAAUUAUGGACCAAGACCUAGUAUGAACAUACAACAAAAUCAAGGUCCAAUGAUGCACCAGCAGCCUCCCUCGCAGCAAUAUAACAUGCCUCAGGGUGGUGGGCCACAUUACCAGGGACAGCAACCACCAAUGGCAAUGAUGGGCCAAGUUAAUCAAGGAAAUCAUAUGAUGGGGCAACGGCAAAUUCCUCCAUAUAGACCACCACAGCAAGGUCCACCUCAGCAGUAUUCUGGCCAAGAAGACUAUUAUGGUGACCAAUACAGUCACGGUGGGCAGGGGCCUCCAGAAGGCAUGAAUCAGCAAUACUACCCUGAUGGUCAUAAUGAUUACGGUUAUCAGCAACCGUCGUAUCCUGAACAGGGCUACGAUAGGCCUUACGAGGAUUCCUCACAACACUACUACGAAGGAGGAAAUGCACAGUAUGGUCAACAGCAGGAAUCUUAUCAGGGGCCACCUCAGCAGCAGCAGCAGCCACAGCAACAGCAGCAAGGUUACCCUCCUCAACAGCAGCAAUAUGCUGGCCAGCAAGGCUAUCCAAGUCAGCAGCAAAGUUAUGCGCCUUCUCAGAGUGGUUCAGGGCAACAGUAUCCUAAUUACCCUCAAGGACAGGGUCAGCAGUACGUGCAAUAUAGACCUUCACAGCCAGGCCCCCCACAGCCACAACAACAAAGGCCUUAUGGAUAUGAUCAGGGUCAGUAUGGAAACUAUCAACAAUGAAAGGCAUAUAAAUCACUAUAACUGGUCUGUGUACCUGUUUCCUGAGGAAUGUGGGCAUCUUGAAGGAGAGAAACUGUUCCUGUUAUCUUUCAUUUUUACCCUUGGAAAAUCAUGUAAAACUUUGGUAGUGCUGUCCACUUGGGUUUUCUUUUAUUCAAGACAGCAGAGAUUCAAAUACCAAUGCUCAUUCACAUCCUUUACACUAGAUGGCGUUGUUGCGUAAAUAACCAGCAUGGCAAUGCUAUGCAUUGGAAGUAGAUCGUUUUAUCUUGAACAUAUUGACCUUUAAUUAAAGGUUUUGAGUGAGAGUUUUUUAUUUUUUUUAUUUUGCAUUGGGUUGUAUUUAUAGCAAUUUAUUGUAGAUGAAAUAUGCAAUCCUGUAUACCAGGGGUGCCAUUUACCUGGAUUAUAAAAAGGUUUACAUUCAGCCAAACGUUUUGUGAAAUAUACUGACAACUCAUAUUGUCUUUUACAGUCUGCAACAGAACAGUCUUCUAUAUUAAGUUAAAAGGAUAAAAAAAAACAUGGUUGCCUCAGCGCUACCGUAUGUCUGAUUAUAUAUUUGUGUUUUUUUAUUAUAAUUAUUGCAAAAUAAAUAUUACAUUACCACACUUUCUGGUAGCUGGAAAUGUUUGUACCAUCGUAUAUCUUUCUAUUUUUUUUUUUUUUUUUAAUUAAUGAAAUCUUGACAUCUAAAGCUGUCCAGAAAAUAACACAGGAUAUUUUUCAGCAGUGCUGUGGUUUGUAAAAAAUUUCUAUAUAUGAGGCACACCAUCCUAUUUAAAUGUUACAGCAAAAGUUGCAAUACAUGCUGUGUCAACUGUUCAAUAACCAAUAUGCAGUACAACUCAAAAACUGGAGUAGUGUUUGGGGAUGUGCGUUUUCUCUUUUGUUUUUGAGAGCAAUUGUUUUUAACAGUGUCUCAUGUGUGGUUCUAUAACUCCCUUAAUUCUCAGACCUAGUCUUCUAAAGUAUCGUGGGAGCUGCCACACCUCUGAUCUACAUGUUUUAAUAUUAUUUUUCUUAAAAAAAAAACAAAAAAAAAACAACCAAUGUCUUUGUUUCCUAAUAAAAUAAUUAAGAUGACAUGUUUUUACAGUAUUUUCAUUUGAUUUAAUGGUUC